UGUUGCGUUUGCUUUUGCAGCCUUUUAUACUCUUCUAUAUUUUCCUAGUAGUGGCCGAGAAUUCUUUUAUUUUCCUCUCUCUAUUCACCUCUGCUUGGAGAGUCCUGGACCAAAGCGCGCGUCAAGGGAUGUUUUCCCGUGGUGCCUUUCGGCGCACAAAUUUGGCGCAUGCGUUCUUCAGUUGCACUUUUGGGAGCAUCGCAGCAAGAUGGCGACUCCUGCCAAGUCGCUGGACGAUCUUCUCAACUCAGAGGUCGAUGAGAGCGCAGUAAGUGCCUUAGUCGGGUCUCUUGAGUCCCAGUUACUCUCCCAAAGUACUGCCGCAUCCACGGGGCAAGUUUCAGGGUCCUCGGCGGACGCUAAUCAUGUCAAUUCUGUGUCGGUGUCUGACGGCACUUCGCAAGGACAAAAACUAGGCUUAGCUAACAUGAACCCUAACGUUCACGGCUUGGUAAAAUCGGAACUACAGGUGGAAAGUCAGAACUCCAUGUUGAGUAUAAAACCUCCAGUCCACGCCUUGAACGCAAGUUCUGUGGUGUCUUCAACCUUGGUGAGUUCCGUAGUAGCUAGUAGUGUUUCCAGUGGAAACGUUAGUAUGGUUUCAGCAUCGAACAGUUUGAACUCGACCGGAUCUAACGUUAACGUUAUAGGAAACAACAUUCCAAACGCCACCAUUUCAUCAAGUUCUGCUCAACAAGGCCAAGCGCCUUCUAAUGCAGGAGCGCCACUGCUUGUAAACACUGCAAGCACUGCUUCCACCGUAAACUCUGCCAGUGUUUCAAAUGUGGGAGGAUCCAUCACUGCCGGUAAUGUAGGGGUGGUCCAGAAUAAUCCCAUCGUGUCAAUAAAUGGAGGGUCGUCAAACUUCCCGCCUAACACAGUGGCAACCACAGCCAGGAGAACUCCUCCAAACAGUUCUGUACCAAACCAGCCUCCACCUUUUUCAGUAAGCGUUGUUCAGCAGCCAAACGGAAUGCCGUCGACCGCACACACGACAGGUGCAUCCCAAAACAAACCCCUCACCAUCACUGUAACAGUGCCCAAACCAACAACACCCACACCAAACAUCAACUCGAAAAUGACUGUCCGAGAGCAGCUUGCUGCCCAGCAUAAGCUGCUUGGUGCGCCAGGUGCAGUACAGCCAGGUGUUGCAAAUGCUGGUGCAUCUGAUCAGGUGCAGGUGAAUCCGUCAGGUGUCAACGGCCCGCACGUAGUGAAACAAGAAUCAGGUAGCCAACAACCGAGCCUGGCACCAAAUAUGGUUACUAUUGGACAAGGUGGGAUACAGCAUGGGACGUUGCAGCAGCCCGGUACGCAGCCAGGCACAGUACAACCUGGAACGAUACAACAGCAGGCUAUACAGCCCCAGGUGACUAUACAGCAGAGAACAGCACAGCAACCAUUGAUAAAUGUUGUAACGGCCACAACUAUCAGGAAUGCUAACCCCGGUUCAGUCACUGUGGUCCCCUCAGCUCCGGGAAAUGCACCGCAGACCAGGCUCGUCGCGACCGUGCAGCAACCGUCCACGCACCAGCAACAACCCAACAGACCAACCAUCACGUCAACGCCAAUGAGAAUAACGCCUCAGCAGCCGGCAAUCGCACCACGGCCGCCCGGACCAAUGACGGCCACUGUCACACUUCCGCCCGGUUUCACGAUACCCCAGGGGAUGGUUCUCGUGAAGCAGGAGAACGGUAAUCUGGCGUUGAUGCCGGCGAGCGCGCUACCUGCCAGCUUACAGCCUCGUCCCAAUGCCAGCAACGUACCAGGCACUGCAACAUUCAAGCUUUCCACAACACAAGGUGUACAGCCCGGCGUCAGCACACAAGUCAUCACCAGACCAGCGGGCCAGACCCAGCCGGCGCAGAUCAAACCGGCCCCGCAGCCGCCGCAGAUGGUUCAGACCGCCAUCCAGCCGCAGCCGGUGGCCAUGGCGCAGCCCAGGAUGGUACAGCCCAACCCAGCGACAGGACACAUAGCCACCACGAUCUUGCCAGGUACUACUCGUCGUUCCUUAGGUACAGCUGCGGUACCUGUACAGCAACCUGCGCAGUCCAGUCUGACCCUCACACCGGAGGCUAUAGAGAACGUGAAGAAGUGUAAGAACUUCCUGACCACCCUGGUGAAGCUGGCCAGCAGUGGGAACCAACCGCCUGAAGUGGUCAAGAACGUCAAGGAACUGGUGCAGAAUCUACUGGAUGCUAAGAUAGAGCCCGAGGAGUUCACCCUCAAACUGCAGACCGAGCUGAAGUCCUCCCCACAGCCAUACUUAGUUCCCUUUCUGAAGAAAAGUCUACCGUACGUCCGACAAGCACUGGCAAAAGGGGGUGCGAUAGGCGGUAUGCAGAUUCCUCCUCAGACCUCGUCCAUUGCACAAGCUCCGGUUGCCACAACGACAUCGUUCGUGACGUCCACGUCCAGCCGCCAGUCGGUGGUGGUGACCACACAGAGCCAACACCCGCCCAACGUCAGACAACAGGCAGCCAUCAAGAUUGCUCAGAUGACGGCCCUCCAACAGGCCCAGCUCAAAGCCAUGGGUCAUUCCACCACCCAGGCCGCUAACCACCAGCAGCGGCCAGUCCUGGUCACCACCCAACAGAAGGGUGGGGUCAUGAGGUUUUUACCAGGGACACCCCAGUCAACUCACAAGGUGAAAGAAUCUCCAUCAAGACCACAGGCCAGACAUCCAGGAGGACACGCUGCCUUCUCCAGGGACGAUGAUGACAUCAAUGACGUGGCCUCCAUGGCUGGGGUCAACCUCUCGGAAGAGAGCGCCCGUAUCCUAGCAACCAACUCAGAGCUGGUGGCCACGGAGCUGAGGUCGUGUAAAGACGAGACCUUCCUGACGUCCGCUCCACUGAGGAAAAGAAUACUAGAAAUUGCAAGAAAACACGGUUUAGAAGAUGCGAGUCCUGAUGUAGUGAGUCUGGUGUCACAUGCAGCAGAGGAGAGAUUACGCAACUUGUUAGAGAAACUCACCGUCAUAGUCAGACAUAGGAUGGAGGCUUACAAGGAUGACUCUAGGUACGAGGUGACAGGCCAGGUGAGACAACAGGUGAAGUUUCUUGAGGAGUUGGACAGACUGGAGAAGAAACGGCACGACGAGCAGGAGAGAGAGAUGCUUCUCAGAGCAGCUAAGAGUCGAUCCAGACAAGAAGACCCUGAGCAGCUCAAAUUAAAACAAAAGGCCAAAGAGCUGCAACAGCAGGAACUGGAGAAGAUCAGGAACCAGGAGGCCAACAUGACUGCACUCAUGGCCAUCGGCCCCCGUAAGAAAAGAAAAGUGGACUCUCCCGGACCUGGCAGCUCCUCCUCCUUCACACCUGGAGCUUCUGUGCAGCCUGUGCGGCCGCGGACCAAGCGAGCCAACCUCAGGGACCUGAUCUUCCUGCUGGAACAGGAGAAGGAGACGUGUAAAUCCAACAUGCUCUACAAAGCCUAUCUCAAAUAACAAACACUGACAGGGACCACUGUCUCUAGUUCAUCACUCUCAAAA
Branchiostoma floridae (Florida lancelet) is the source of this 3496-nucleotide messenger RNA. Its product is annotated as transcription initiation factor TFIID subunit 4-like. The record is from RefSeq and is a predicted model, not a curated record. Gene Ontology annotation, biological process: transcription initiation at RNA polymerase II promoter; DNA-templated transcription. The transcript is spliced from 13 exons. Gene Ontology annotation, cellular component: transcription factor TFIID complex. Lineage: Eukaryota; Metazoa; Chordata; Leptocardii; Amphioxiformes; Branchiostomatidae. The coding region runs from base 209 to 3451 and encodes 1080 amino acids. Gene Ontology annotation, molecular function: DNA binding; RNA polymerase II general transcription initiation factor activity; protein heterodimerization activity.